This is a messenger RNA of Belonocnema kinseyi, 630 nucleotides long. RefSeq lists its product as uncharacterized. The coding region runs from base 1 to 630 and encodes 209 amino acids. The transcript is spliced from 2 exons. The record is from RefSeq and is a predicted model, not a curated record. NCBI's taxonomy places the organism in Eukaryota, Metazoa, Arthropoda, Insecta, Hymenoptera, Cynipidae.
AUGAUUAAGGAGAAAAGACAGAAGAAGAAACAAAGGUAUACCGAAGAGGUAGAGACGGCGGGUCUGCUAGGAGGUGUGGAAUAUAGGGUAAAGGCAAAAGGAAGAAAAGUGGUCGAUGGGGAAGAGGAAAUUGAAAACGACAUUAGUAGGGAUGAUGUGAAUGUAGCAAUUGCAAGGUUGAAAAGAGAAAAGGCAACAGGGAAAGAUGGCUUAGAAAAUGAAGCACUGAAAUAUGGAGGAUCAGGGGUGAGGGAAAAGAUGUGGGGGAUUCGCAACAAGGUAUGGGAAGAAGAAGGGUGGCCGGAGGAGUGGAAGACAGGGCUACUAGUACCAUUGAUUAAGAAAGUACAAGGCAAAAAGGUGUAUGAAUAUAGAGGUAUCACACUCAUGUCCGUGGGAUAUAAAAUGUAUGCAGAAGUGCUUAGAAGGAGGUUGGAAAGACAGUUGGAAGAGAAGGGAAGUAUACCACAAAAUAAAACGGGUUUUAGUAAAGGGGUGGGAACCAUCGAUAACGUCUACGUGUUCAGCUAUCUACUUAAUAGGAAUCUAGGCUGGAAGAAAGGGAAGCUAGUCGCAUUGUUUGUAGACUUUAAGACAGCAUUUGACUCAGUUAAGAGGAGUAUCUUAUGA